GCUCAAGCAGGCGGUAGAAAUGGAGAGCAAAGGGACUGGGAGGGAGAGUGAAAAUGCCGAGGAGACAUGGCGUGGCAGCAAGACAAAAUAAGGGGAUUUAAAUCCACCAAAAGGAGUUCUCUGAAGAACAAAGUGAAGGUUGAGGAGUCGAGCGAGCGUUAACUGUCUGGAGGAUUUUCAUUUCGCUUUGCUUUGGUCUCCCCGCGUAAUCAGUGCGCACUCAACGUCUGUGUUGGUCUGUAUCUGCAGAGAGAAGUCUGGCGAAAAACCCAGUCUGACAGGAUAAAAGGUAGCUCAGUAUGAGUCGAGAUGUGUGGGGAAAGAAGAAAGCCAAUGCCAGUGGUGACAAUGGUUGGGGUGAAAGAGGCGGCUACAUGGCUGCCAAAGUUUCUAAGCUGGACGAGCAGUUUAAACUCGAUGCCCCCAGAGAGAAACAGAAGGACGGUUCAUGCUCCACUAUUUUCAGCGGAGUAUCCAUCUAUGUCAAUGGAUACACAGAUCCAACUGCAGAUGAGCUGCGCAGACUGAUGAUGCUGCAUGGUGGACAGUUCCACGUGUACUACUCUCGCUCCAAAACUUCCCACAUCAUCGCCAAUAACUUGCCCAACAACAAAAUUCAGGCGCUUAAAGGGGAAAAGAUCGUCAGGCCGGGGUGGAUCACUGACAGUGUCAAGGCCGGGCGUCUCCUUCCUUGCCUACAGUACCAGCUGUACACUCAACAGAAAGGCCCGCUCUUCCCCGGCAUGACUCCGCGCCAGGCGUCAGAGAUCGCAGGACCCAGCCAUCAAAAGCUUCAUCUGCCUCAGCGCAGCAUUCAGCACUCUGUACUCAACCAUGAGCAGUCCUUGUCCAGCUGCCAGAACAACUCCAUCCCCAACUCCGGCCACAGCCGACUUUACCAUGGCAACAUCCAACCUCAGUCCAUCCAGCAAAACUCUACAGUUCACUACAUUAGCCCACAACCAAGUCCCUUAGCAUCCACUUACCUCAAUACAGAUCCCAGACACAGAAGCCCUUUACACACCCACCUGCUGUCUAACCCAAGCCCCACAAAGCCCCCACACAAGCCCCCCCACAAGCCCCCACUGUCUACUCUGCAAACACCUCAUGCUUAUCUGCAGCACCAGAGGGCUGGCCAACAACAACCUCAGAUCAACUCUUCUUGCAACAGGGCCCGGAGUGGCUGCAAGGAAGUGGAAUUAAAAAUAAAUGGAUUUCUGCAGACCUCAUUGGACAUGACGAGCCAUUCAAAAAUCUGUGAAAUGCAAGAGUGUGGUAAAGGAGAUCCUCUCCCGCAGGUGGUGAAGGAAGCACACCUGACAAAUGGACACACUCACCUUGUUAAUGGUGCCUUAAAGCCCGAGGACCUGCCCCCUGUUACAGAUGAACCCUCUGAUGACAAGGAACUUCCUCAAUGCAGAGUCAAGAGUUCAGAUGAUAAACCUCAGAGUCCUCCAGGGCAGCUUCAGACCAAACCUGACCCUUAUGAGUUUCCCCACAGUCCUCCAAAGCAAUUUGACCAGUCUCCUGUCUCUCUGAAGCAAUCCAAUUCACAUGGAGCCAACGAGCAGAGACCUAAACCUCCACCCCCCACCUACCAGGAGGCUGUGAAAGCCACCGAAACACAACCACUCCCUAAAGAACUCCAGCCGUCCCGUCAAGUUGAUUCAAAUCCCGAGAAGACUCCUCUUUCACCUGCAUCUCGCUCUCUAUUACCUUCUCCGGUUCGACUGAACGGAAGUCACCACAAUGCCUUUUCAUCUGACCCUGCCUCGCUAAACUCAACCAACGUAACAUCCAAACCUCAUUCUCCCUCUGAAAAAUCUUCAACACCUUCUAAGUCUUCAGCGCAGAUGCUGGCAAAGACGGGCGGCUUGAUCUCUGAGUACUACUCUCACUCACGUUUACACCAGAUCUCCACGUGGAGGUCCGGCUUUUCCGAUUAUGUCAAUGAACUGCAUGGCAAGCGAAAAGCAGCGGGGGCCGCCUCUUUUCCUGGGAAAGACCGACUGAGGAAAUCCGUGGCCCAGCGCCCUACAGACAGUCGAGGUACGUCGGCACUCGCAAGUGUCAAAUCUUGUAUUCUACAUGUGGACAUGGACUGUUUCUUUGUGUCUGUGGGGAUCCGACAUCGACCAGAGCUCCAAGGUAAACCUGUAGCUGUGACCAGUAGCCGUGGACAGGGCAGAGUGCCACUGAGGCCCGGGGUCCAACCUCAGCUGGAGCAGGAGUACUACCAGAGGAAACAUGCUCAUCCUCAACCUGAGAGCGCGCAUGAGGACCUAGACAGCAGUCCUUCACAAUACAGUCCUGCCUCCCAUACUAAUGGCGUGGACCAGGAUGUCGGUACUCUCUCAAUGGCAGAGAUUGCAUCCUGCAGUUAUGAGGCCAGGCAGGCGGGCGUGAAGAAUGGGAUGUUUUUUGGCAAAGCAAAACAACUGUGUCCCUCGCUGCAGUCCGUCCCUUAUGAUUUUGAGGCCUAUAAAGAGGUGGCUCUCACCAUGUACGAGACUCUGGCAGGUUACACCCAUGACAUCGAGGCUUUGAGCUGUGAUGAAGUGUUGAUAGACGGUUCUGCUCUGCUCGCUGAGUUGCGCAUCACCCCAGAAGAUCUGGCCAGAGUGAUCAGAGCAGACAUCAAGGAGAAAACGGGAUGCUGUGCCUCAGUGGGCAUGGGGUCCAACAUCCUGUUGGCUCGGCUGGCGACCCGUAGGGCCAAACCAGACGGGCAACACCUCUUAAAGUCUGAAGAAGUGGAUGAUUUUAUCAGGGACCUGCCAGUGACCAGCUUACCAGGUGUUGGGCCUGUUAUGGGCAGAAAGCUGGCUGCGAUGGGUGUGAGGUCAUGUGGGGACCUCCAGCAGAUGUCUCUGUCCCAGCUGCAAAAGAAGUUUGGAGCCAAGACCGGACAAACCCUGUUCCGCUUCUGCAGGGGGCUGGAUGAGCGGCCUGUGCGCUACGUGAAGAAAAGGAAUUCGGUCUCAGCUGAGAUGAACUACAACAUUCGCUUCACUAAGGUUGAUGAGGCCGAGUCUUUCCUCACUAACUUGUCCAUGGAGGUGCAAAAUCGUUUACAAGACGCAGGGCUGCGGGGUCGCAGAGUUACCCUUAAGGUCAUGUUACGCAAAGUUGGAGCGCCACUGGAACCGGCUAAAUAUGGAGGUCACGGCAUUUGUGAUAACCUAGCCAGGACUGUGAUGCUCGCUCAGUCCACUAACGAGGGUCAGCUGAUUGCCGCUGCAGUCAUCAAGCUGUUGCAUGCCAUGAAGCUGCAGGUUCAGGACAUGAGAGGAGUCGGCAUCCAGAUUCAGCUUCUUGACGGACAUCACUCUGUCCCCCAGGACUCUGCGGGCCCCGGGUCACGGUCCAUCAAAGAAAUGUUGCUUGGCCAGGGAAGUGCGAGAUCCAGCAACAGAGAUGCUGCUGAAAACAGCGAACAUCAGGAAAACGCUUCCUCAACCACAGACCCAUCCUCUGGCUCCUCUCCACAUCCUCUGUGUUCUCCCGAGCCGGUCCCAGGGACGAGCACAGACCAGCAGGCGUGCAGACAAACGCCAAAACAUUCUCGAGCACGUCUCAACUUCAGUAUCGAGAUCCCCUCCCCUUCACAGGUGGAUCGUUCCGUUUUGGAGGCGUUGCCUGCAGAGCUGAGGGAACAAGUGGAGCAGUCGUGGACUAAUCGGGAAAGGACGGCAAACAACCAUCGACCACUCAGUCCACAGCACCCGGCUCCUCUUCCGCAGCCUCCCUCUCUGAAGUCUCGUCCUCCCUCCCCUCCUCGUCCUCCCGCCUCUGCUCCUGCACUGUACACUCCACCACUCGGCACGUUACUUCUACAGAUCCCAGACCAGCCCGACAGUCUGGGAAUUGUACUGGAACUACCAAACUUCUCACAGGUUGAUCCGGAUGUAUUUGCUGCCCUUCCCAAAGAGCUCCAGGACGAACUGAAGUCUGCCUACAACCGUGUAACAAAUGUCCAGCCUCAGACAAAGACAUCAGUGGAGCAGAAGAAUCCACUGUUGCAGCUAAAACAGUCAGGACUUGGAGUUGGUCGGGUGAAGCGGCGCUACAAGAGAAAAAAUGUGGCGAGCCCUGUUAAAAAAGGUCCUUCCCCUGCGAAGAGGCGUCACACGGCGAACAGCCCGGCCAAAACCCUACCAUCUCCUCUAAAAUCACGGGAACCAAUGAACACAUUGAAGACUGAAAAUGGUUCCUCCGCAUCGACCUCAAAAGCAGACGUCCCGGAGUCUCUGUGCAAAUUCAUUCCUCGCCCUUCUCCAGUAUUGGCUGGAGCCUUUGACCUCACAGACAUUAGAACACUUCUACGGGAAUGGGUGACCACCAUACCAGAACCCAUGGAGGAGGACAUCCUGCAGGUGGUGAAGUACUGCACUGAUCUGAUUGAGGAUAAAGAUCUGGAGAAGUUGGAUUUGAUAAUUAAAUACAUGAAAAGGCUCAUGCAGCAGUCGGUGGAGUCUGUUUGGAGUAUGGCCUUCGACUUCAUUCUAGACAACGUGCAGGUGGUUGUGCAGCAGGCUUAUGGUAGCACCCUGAAGGUAGCAUGAAGAAGGAGGACGUACUGAUGUGAUGUGUUACCACAACCGCCACCAAUCUUUUGUUUUGCUACUAUCACACUGUCUUCUGCAAUAUAAAUUUUGACAUCUAAAUGAUGAUUUUUCUCAGUGGCCUCCUCAAUGAGUCGAUCGACAGAAACAUAAACUGCAACUAAUGUGAGACACUAAUGAAUGACUACACACACACACACACACACACACACACACACACACACACGAUAUGGGAAAGCGUUACAGGAGCCAUGACAGUAUUAGACGAGAGUGUGUACAGUUUAUAAUUUUCUGUUCUAGCUUUUUUUUUUUUUUAAAGGAACAAGUAACACAAACUGAAAGGCAGGAAAUGUACCGUACUUAGAAUCUACUCACCAAAACUCAGAACAGUGAUAAUCAUAGCAGCUUUUUGCAAAUUCAUCACUUUUCAUAUGGAGUUCUUUUCUAAAUAUGUGACGUUUUAUAUAAGGAUUUUUGCAAGCAGUGCUUAACUCUUUCUUAUCUGAGCCAGGCCUUUUCAGAUUUAAAAUUUCCCUCCUGAUGAGCGUUUUCCACGCGAAACAGCAGUUGACUUCUAAACUAAUGUUACAGUCACAGGCACAUUUUUAUUUUUUAUUUUUUUUAUUCAUGCAGUUAAAUAAGUCUAGGUUUCAAAAUAUGACUUUGCAAACAACACCAUCAUCAUGGUUAAACACAAAGCACCUUUUGGAGAUUUUAGAAUCAGUUAGUCUCGUAGCACUCUUCGGACGUCAGACUUUUCAUAAUGGCCGAAAUAAAAAUAUUUUAUUUUUCAUUACCGUUUCUUUGGUGCUUCUUGCCACUUGAACAGACCUGUGAACUUUCUACUACUGCUGUGUCUCAAACAAAAAAAAAGCAAACAAAAUAUAGUCUGCUGCAUACAGUAGUAUCUUGUUUUCCUUGUCUCUCGCAAAAAAAAGUGCCAAACCUUGUUAUUGUAUGUAAAUAAUGUUUUGAAAGUUUUAAAAGAAAAGAUGUACGUGGAGGGUAGUAAAUUCUUAGUAACUUGUCUUCAAAUUGUAAAAAUCUCCUCACUCUUUAAUUGUUUGUAAGUGUUCCAACAUGGAAGCUGGCCAAAGCACUUCCUGUGAGGUUAACUGUUGAUUCUCAGUAGCACUCUGACUCGGGAGGAUGUUGACAGGGGUUAUGGCAAUCAAUAAGUAGCCUAUGCAGUUCUUUUUUUUUUUUCACUAGCAAACGAGAUGUCCCUUCAAGAUAAUGUAACGUUUCAUACAGCCUUUGUAUCUGGAGUAAAUCUUUUCUAGUGUGUUUCCAGCCUAGUUACCAGUUUCACAAAUCUGAAUAUUGAACUAAUGCUGGUGACCUGAUUUUUAACUCAACGUAUGUACUUGUGUACUUCAUUUAAUGGAGACAUUUGUAUGGCUUGUGGCUACAUCAUUGUAAUUCUGUGAAGUUGACAUUGAUGAUUGGUGAUUUAGAAGUACUCAGCAGAUGCGGCUGGCUGGCUGGCUGGCUUGUGAUCUCACCAUGCAAGACGUGUGUGUGUGUGGUUGAAAAGUUUUCUUAAAGCAGUAUCCCCUAUAUGCAAACCAAAUCAAUCUGUCAUUUUUUUCAACUCGUUGAAAUGAAUGUAAUUGAGAGUGUGCAAGUCUCCACUCACUUUCAAGAUGUUUGCUUCUCUACACCCGUCAUAUCUUUCUGAAAGGGAAUGACCAGAAGUUAAAAUUGGCCAGUCUUGUCUUCUCUAAACUGGCUUGUGCCUGAAGACCUGAAGCUGUGAACUUGUUUGUAAGUUUUCUAAAUUUUGGUAAUAAAUUGUAAACUCUGUAUUAA
Cottoperca gobio is the source of this 6377-nucleotide messenger RNA. RefSeq names its product REV1 DNA directed polymerase (gene rev1). The record is from RefSeq and is a predicted model, not a curated record. The coding region runs from base 300 to 4565 and encodes 1421 amino acids. The transcript has 22 exons. Lineage: Eukaryota; Metazoa; Chordata; Actinopteri; Perciformes; Bovichtidae. Gene Ontology annotation, biological process: error-free translesion synthesis; error-prone translesion synthesis. Gene Ontology annotation, cellular component: nucleus. Gene Ontology annotation, molecular function: damaged DNA binding; deoxycytidyl transferase activity; DNA-directed DNA polymerase activity.